Microtus ochrogaster (prairie vole) is the source of this 513-nucleotide messenger RNA. It is a transcript of the gene Calca, whose product is annotated as calcitonin related polypeptide alpha. Gene Ontology annotation, molecular function: calcitonin receptor binding; hormone activity. Lineage: Eukaryota; Metazoa; Chordata; Mammalia; Rodentia; Cricetidae. Gene Ontology annotation, biological process: regulation of cytosolic calcium ion concentration; adenylate cyclase-activating G protein-coupled receptor signaling pathway. Gene Ontology annotation, cellular component: extracellular region. The record is from RefSeq and is a predicted model, not a curated record.
GAGCCACUGCCAAGCUCAGGAGUCACCGCACCGCGAUCUCCGCCCGGCCCUAGCAGGACCCUGCCGUCUCUGCUCCGAGCCACCGUUUACCAGGGAGGCAUCAUGGGCUUUCUGAAGUUCUCCCCGUUCCUGGUUGUCAGCGUCUUGCUCCUGUACCAGGCAGGCAGCCUCCACGCAGUACCUUUCGGGUCAACCUUGGAAAGCAGCCCAGGCGUGGCCACCCUCAGUGAAGAGGAAGCUCGCCUGCUGGCUGCCCUGGUGCAGGACUACGUGCAGAUGAAAGCCAGGGAGCUGGAGCAGGAGGAGGAGCAGGAGGCUGAGGGCUCCAGCCUGGACAGCCCCAGAUCUAAGCGGUGUGGGAAUCUGAGUACCUGCAUGCUGGGCACAUACACACAGGACCUCAACAAGUUUCACACCUUCCCCCAAACCGCAAUUGGGGUUGGAGCACCUGGCAAGAAAAGGGAUGUGGCCAAGGACCUGGAGAUACACCAUCACACCCAUUUUGGCAACUAA